AUGCAACCCUUUUCAAUAAAAAGAAACUGUAAUAUCUCCGAAUAUACCGAACCAAUGUCACAGAACGAUACCGACAGUGUUGCUCAAAACAGCAAAUCCGAUUUGGUACAAUGUACUUGUAGUCUCUGCCAAAGUCAAGACACCUUUUUAAUGGACGACCCAAAAGUUAAGACGACUCGGCUCUGUGUUCUAAUUUUAAAGUCUUUGAAAGACUUAAAACCGUCUGUCGAAUAUUUUUCAUUACGAGCUGAUAUCAAUGUCUUUAUUGAAGAUCAUUGGAAAUUGUUAUCGAAACUCAAAUUGUUUAAAUCCCCUAAUUACAGAAAAGCGUUGUUGGAUGCUUUCAAUCAUUGUAAUUUAAUCGAGUCUGGAAAGUCAACUGUCCACAACAGAGGGUUCUACAAGCUUCGCGAAACAAAAGCAAAGAAAACUUUACCAAAGAAAAAGCCGACCAAGAAGGAAACUCAAAAAGUUACACGCCCAGAAAAUAUCGCCUAUCAAAUAACACAAGAUAUUAAUGCUCUAUUGGAACAAUUGUCAUAUACAAACACUUUACUUGUUCAAACACAAUCGUUCUAUGUGGGAAAUCCAAUCAAUAAUAUCCCAACGGCCAUUGCUUUUGAAUCUAACGUUUCACACAUUAACACACUUUCGCAAGUUUCUGUACUAACUCUUUGA
Messenger RNA from Entamoeba invadens IP1, 678 nucleotides. RefSeq lists its product as hypothetical. The coding region runs from base 1 to 678 and encodes 225 amino acids. The record is from RefSeq and is a predicted model, not a curated record. Lineage: Eukaryota; Evosea; Mastigamoebida; Endamoebidae. The transcript has a single exon.